This is a messenger RNA of Chroicocephalus ridibundus (black-headed gull), 882 nucleotides long. RefSeq names its product fibrinogen-like protein 1-like protein. The transcript has 3 exons. The record is from RefSeq and is a predicted model, not a curated record. The coding region runs from base 1 to 882 and encodes 293 amino acids. NCBI's taxonomy places the organism in Eukaryota, Metazoa, Chordata, Aves, Charadriiformes, Laridae.
AUGAUUAACUGUGUCCAUGCAAACAGGGGAGCCGAGACCCUCAUGCAGAGGAGGUGCGUACAGAGAGACCCGGGGCACCAGGCUGGGACACGUCAGCUCCACAGGGGCCUUGUCCUCCUGCCUGCUGUGGUGGCGACGCUUCUCCUCUGCGUGAGCCCAGCACAUGUGGCCGGCUACCAGAGAGCAUCAGCAGGAUCAGUACAGCUGCCGAUAACCUGCCAGCCAAUCCUCCAGUACAGGUCCCUCAUGUCUUGCUUGAUCUGCUGCCGCAGGGCUCCCAGCAGCCCCAGCGGGGUGUACAUCAUCCAGCCAGCACGGUCACCCCCACGGGUGGUGUGGUGUGACAUGGACACCGAAGGCAAGGGCUGGACUGUUGUCCAGAGAAACACCUACACCACCGAAAUCACAUGGGAGGAGUCCUGGACCACCUACAAGUACAGCUUCGGGAACAUGCGAGGCGAUCACUGGCUGGGCACCCAGUACCUGCACCUGCUGACCCAGCAGGGCACCUACAAGGUCCGCUUCAUCGUGCGGAAUAAAGCCAACAUCACCCAUUACGCCGAGUACGACAUCUUCAGGGUGGAGAGUGAGGCUAGUGGGUACCCACUGAGGCUGGGCCGGUUUUCUGGUGAUGGGGAUGACUACCUGACCAGCUAUUACCCUAAGAAGGGGGGCAUACACGACAACAUGAAGUUCAGCACAACCGACAGGGACCAGGACCAGUACAGCGGGAACUGUGCCAACAGCUACGGGGGCUGGUGGUACGACAAGUGCCAGAACGUCCUGCUCAAUGGCAAGAGGUACAUCUUCUGGCCAGGAACCUGCCCAAGCAGCAACUGUGCAUCCUCCCUCAUCCUGGUCAUACCCACAGACGUGUGCUGA